UGGAACGCCAUUGACAAACGAGGCGCAAUAAUGUCGGACGCGAAUCCGCCCACGUCAGAGGAGAAAAAGAACGAGCUCGAACUAUACUUGUCAGCAUGUAACAUAUGCGGUCAAAGCCAUGACACGCACGAGUGUCCCUUUUUGCUCGAUCUGCAUUAUGUUUCGGAUUCACCUGUAUUGUCAAGGGCGAGGCAAACUCUCCCCGAUACGCUUGAAAUCAGCCGUAUGGCCGAUGGAUCGACCACCGUCUUAACUAAGGUUAACCUUCAAAGAGGCACCACUUUUGGUCCACUGUACGCUAAGAGGAUAUGGACUAUGAACCCUUUGACAAACUUUCCAAUCCGUGUGUUUGGGAGGACACCUGCAGAAACGUAUCAUUUAGAUUACUCCAAUGAGAAUAACUCCAAUUGGAUGUGUUUUGUUGUACCUGCAUCUAAUGCUAAAGAGCAAAACCUUAUCUGUUAUCAGGUGAAGCAUGAUAUAUUUUAUACAGCAAUGCGCGCGAUACCUGCUGGAGAAGAGUUAAGAGUUUGGUAUGCACCGUACUAUGCGUUGAAAAUGAAAAUGCCACUGUAUAAUACGGACUUUGCGAAUGUUAGCGCUACAUUGCCUGAAACUGAAAUUCAACAAAUAAUUAAAACUGAAUGCAACGGAGACCAAAUCGGAUUAUUAAAUAAAGAUGUUGCUCAAGAGUUAGCAGAAAAACUGCCAGCUCAACAUUUAGGUGCGAGAGAUGAUAAAGCAGCGUGGACUUGUAGAAUAUGUUCUACAGUUAUCUAUUCUGUGGUUGCCUAUGCAAAACAUUUAAUGGAACAUUAUAAACCAUUGAUUGGUGUACAUUGUAACAUUUGUAAUAGGAAAUUUAACAAUUUUUCGGCAUUGGAGAAACAUAGGAGUACAAAGCAUAGCGAUGAAGUAUCAGGAGACGGUAUCGUUGGCAUUCCAACAUCGGAAUGUCAGCAACAGCAAAAUGCUCAAACUGUAUUUCUGAAUAUCAGCGAUUCCGAUGGGCAGACAUCGGAUGCUAUGAAGGAUAUACUAGAAAAGUUUAAAGCUGGCAGAGCGAUGACAGAAAGUAGUUUACUACUGUCGUCAUUGCCAAAUGAAAAAGAAAAUCAAUCCGAACUUCCACUUUUGGAUACCAGUUCGAUAAAUGUCAAUGACUUGUUACAGAAUAACGGGUCUUUGAUAGAAAAUGCAUCUUUGAAGUCGAUUCUUGAAAAUCAAUGUUUGAAUAUGAAUCUGGGCUUAAAUACCAUGACAGACUCAAUGUUGACAGAGAACAUAUCUGGCGUUGAUUCGGUUAAGUUUAACGUCGAAGAAUUAGCGUCCGAUUUAUUAGACAUUGUGCCAGACGUUGAUAACAUAAAUAAGCGAAUUGACAAUUUAGAGUGUGAUAUCUGCGUCAAGAAAUUUGACAAAGUGGACUACUUGUAUCGACAUUUAAGGAAACAUACUGGAGAGUUUAUCUGCCCAUCUUGCUUUACUGUUUUUGCGAGAAAGGAAAAUUUGCUAUCGCACACCUGUUUCUCUCAAAAAUUAGAUUAUCAUUACGAGUGCCCCUAUUGUCAAAAACCAUUUAUGCUAAAAAAAUACUUAAAAAGACACAUCGUUAAACAUUCAGAAUGGAAUAACUGCAAAUGGUGCCAUCGUCCGUUUACCACGCAAUCGGAACUUGAAGCACAUAAAUGUUUGGCACCAAAGCAUAUAUGCGUUCAAUGUGGAAAAAGAUUCGUACACCGGACGCAUUUAAAUCGUCACGUAAAGUUACACAACGACCCCAAGCCGGCCACAAAGAGGAUUAGAAAAAAGACGGAGAAACCAGAGAUCUGUGAAAAAUGUGGAGAUGUUUUUAAGAACCCUUACAGUUUAAAACAACAUUUACGUUCCCACGGAGAACGUACAUUCGAGUGCGACGUAUGCCACAGGCGAUUUCAUAGAAUAGGUGUAUUAAAGGAGCAUAAAGCUGUUCAUCAAAGUGCCCAAAUUCCAUGUAACAUUUGCGGAAAAACACUGAAAAGCAAGAAAGCCUUGGACAUCCAUAUGCUCUUGCACGGCAAUAAAAAGUAUCAAUGUGAUAAAUGUGAUAAGAGUUUCUUCCAAAGGUGCAAUUACCUUAAACACUAUAACCAGGUGCAUCGUGAAAAGGUUAUCCACAAAUGUCCACAUUGUAUGACACAGUUUACAAGCAAAUCAACCUUCGACAAGCACGUUGCAAACCAUACAAAGCCUGCCCAGUUUACUUGUACGUCGUGUCAAAAAUCUUUUCAUAAGGAGUAUCAGUUAAAGCGACACGUGCAAACCAGCCAUAGCGGUAUCAUAUACCGUUGUCCCUUUUGUCGAAUGACUGCACGUCACAGGCACAGCAUGAGAAGACAUUUUGAGCGUCAACAUAACAGCCUUCGGGAUGAUUGGGACAAACCUGGUUUUGUAAAUCAACUAGCCGAAAAAACGCCCGUGCAAUUAACCGAACAAAAUACUGACAAACCGAAAAUGGAUGCAACACAAGCUACUUUCGAUGGCGCAGUUUCCAAAGAACUCAGAAAUCCGGAUAGAGCUCAAGAUUUAACCAAUGAAAACUGUUACUCGAACGAAGGUACGUCGCUCUCUACGACAGAGGUUCAUAGAACUGAAUUUACCCAACCACAAAUGGAUUCCUCGUCACAAUUAAACAUGGGACAAGUUAAUUGUGAAUCUUUGAAUGGUCAAGAGAUUCUACUACAAGUGUCUGGCAUCGAUCAGCAGGAGAACAUUGGGAAUGCCGAUUUAUCUUUAUCCGAAGUACCUCAACUGAGUAUAAGUGAGUCGGACUCUCAUUUAGCUGAAUCCGUGUUAGGAAAUGCAUACAUUUUUGGCGAAGAUGGUGGAGAUAUAAUGUUCUAUGUGCUAGAUAAUGCUCCAGUCAGUGCCGAGUAUUAAAAUGGCAUUUCUCAUUUUUGUACAGCACAUAAAUCAGGGUUUAUCGUAUAAGUGGUAGUAUCGUAUAUUAUUUAGCGCGAAAAUCUUUAGUAAUUGUUACAUCGAAGUGCCCUCAUAAACGUUGCAAGAGAAAGUAGAAUUUAAUAGGAGAUCAUCUGGAAAUGAAUUGUCCCCUUUUUUUUUUAAAUUUGUAUUGAACUGUGAUACGUUGUAGGUUACAAAAGUGUAAAUUAGUUUAACAUUUUGUGGACCCAAAGAUCCACAACUUGACAGCAUUUAUAAUUGCUCCGUUGCUAUCACAUGUAGCAGUAUACAUGUUUAUUUUCCUUUACAUUGUUUAACAGUGUAGGUAAAAUCCCAAUUGAGCAAUGUGUCGUGCAAUUUACGUUCACUAACUAAUUGAAAAAUUAAAUCUUUCGCAUUGAUACCUUUUUUAAAACCUAUAGCGCAUGUUACCAUAUGAAAAUGCAUAAGACUGACUUUACUGUGAUACAUGUAUUUUAAGUACAUGUAAAUAAGAAAGCAUUGUUCAGAGAAUUAUGUAGUUUAUUCGUAAUUAUAGAAGCUUCCGAUGGAAGUUCUAUACUCAAUCUAAUCCAUGUAAAUACGAUGAAAUAUAAUGUUCAUUUUUGCCGUAUCGAAUGCGAAGGGAGAGCAAAAACCUGAUGAUCGUUUAUCUGAAGAAGUAAUAACAGAAGGAGUACUUGUAUUGCAUGAUUCUUUCCACACUUCGAAUUAAGACGAGUUGUUGUAAUGUAGUGUAUAUAAAUGGAGUGAGCAAAGAGAGCUUCUAAAAAACCAUAAAUCUUAAUGUUAUUAACAGUAAUUACAUUGCUUUCAUUAUGUCUUUAAGAAACUCACUUUUAUCAUAAGUACCAACUACAAUCGUGAAACCAUUCGUCAACUAUUAUAUUAGUUAAUAAUUGCCCUCUAUACUUUCGUGGGGUUUAAACGAUCGAAAGUAAGAAUCUUUCUGGCUCUCUGUACAAUUAGAAUGUUUAGACUGUAUCUUAAAAGAUAUUAUUAUAUGUUGUUAAACAUAUAUCGUUAAAAAAAAGUGACCUUUUAACUAUAUAAAUAUAAAAUAAUACGACGUUUACGCGUAGAUUGAGCAUCUAGAUAUCACUUUCUAUAGUCGUUAAGGUUCAAGAUAAUUCAGACUAAUCGGUCUCUUUUACUACCGUGUAAUAUAAAUCGGAAAAUUAUAUGCGUUGUAUUUCCUUAAUCGCCAUAUCCACGAUACAACUGUAAGGUAAAACGGUUUUGUUAUCGUUACAGACGUGUAUAAUAAGUUGAACAACAAGAAUCAAUCGACAUCAUUUACUUGACGCGGAUAAAAACACUGUAUUCUCUUUUAUACCAUAAUCUUAUCUUAAAGUAAAGAAAAGAUUCGA
Molecule: messenger RNA, 4313 nt
Organism: Orussus abietinus
Lineage: Eukaryota; Metazoa; Arthropoda; Insecta; Hymenoptera; Orussidae
Product: PR domain zinc finger protein 15
Exons: 14
Coding region: 31-2919 (962 amino acids)
Cellular component (GO): nucleus
Molecular function (GO): protein binding
Source: RefSeq, a predicted model, not a curated record